Lactuca virosa is the source of this 216-nucleotide messenger RNA. The record is from the annotation of a GenBank genome assembly. Lineage: Eukaryota; Viridiplantae; Streptophyta; Magnoliopsida; Asterales; Asteraceae.
AUGAAAUCUUUAGAAGGAGCCUUAUCUUGCACUUUGGGUAUUUUACAGGGGCCAAUAUUGCAAUUUACGAAAGGAACAAAUUGUCUCGUCGGCGAUUUCUUUUCUGAGUACAAAUUCUGCCGCAAAAUUACCCGAAGAAUUCCAACCGGAAUUUCUCUUGCUUCCCGCAAUCGGCAUCCAGGUGAAUUCUGCUUUAUUGCUACCUCAAUGUGCUGA